This is a messenger RNA of Folsomia candida, 1335 nucleotides long. RefSeq names its product RCC1 and BTB domain-containing protein 2. The coding region runs from base 209 to 1321 and encodes 370 amino acids. Lineage: Eukaryota; Metazoa; Arthropoda; Collembola; Entomobryomorpha; Isotomidae. The record is from RefSeq and is a predicted model, not a curated record. The transcript is spliced from 4 exons.
UGCUUAUCCAAGCGGACGAUGCAGGUAUGUAUGCACGCAAAAGAUAAGACCAUAUUUACGUACUUAUCAACCUUAUAAAUUCAUUUCCACACAUAUGUACAUAAAUACACUUCAUAAUCGCCACACAUUAUUAAUUGUCCAUCGUACAAAAAAUACUUGCCGUAAUAAUAAUUUCUUCUGAAUUGGAAGAUUUUAAAGUCUUGUCAAAAUGUCAGAUUUAAUAACACCAAACCAAAAACUCUCCACAAUUCCAAUAGCUGAGCUCAGAAAAUGGGACAUCUUCACCUCUGUUGAUGACAAGUUACUGGAAAAUAUCCGUCUUGCCUAUGCCUUUGGAGAACUAGGAUUUCUAGUCACAACGGAGGAUAUCGUCUAUUCGCUUGGAUCAAAUAGACAGGGAUGUCUAGGAAUUGGGGAUAGUACGGUUACCUGCUCGGUACAACCUGUGAAAGUUGAUGCGGUUUGUGGUCAGUGUGUAAUUGAUUUCAGCUGCGGUGGGAACUUCGAGUACACGUUUUGUUUCGCACUAACCGCUGACCACAGAAUAUUUGCAUGGGGUCGAAACGACUGUGGCGAACUUGGCAUAGGAUAUUCAAAUACGACUGAACUAAGCCCAAAAUUAGUUGAUUUGGGUGAAAUUAAAAUUGCUAAAAUUGCUUCCGGUUUUGGUCACAGUUUAGCCUUGACUGCAGAUACGGGAGAAGUGUAUGCAUUCGGGAGAAAUUACAGAGGAGAGCUGGGCCUUGGAGAUAGAUCAGAUCGAUCCAAUCCGUGCAAAGUGGAGGGAUUAGGAUCCGCGAAAAUUAUGCAAAUUAGCUGCACCGCCUUCAGCUCGUUCGCCCUGACGGAGUUUGGAGAGGUGUAUUCCUGGGGAGAUAGUGAAAAUGGACAGCUAGGAAUUUUACAAGUUUCCGAAAACACAAUCAGCACACCAACCAAGAUGAUUAUUGACAAACCCGUUAAAAAGAUUGCUAACGGCGCAGCACACACCCUCGCCUUAACCACAGAUGGUCAGAUUUACGCUUGCGGGCUAAAUUCGACCGGACAACUUGGCACCGGAGAUGACGUAGAUCGUUCUGCACUAACAAAUUUAGGGGAUCACUGGCCAAUUUUUGACGACAUCUGCGCCACCACGCAGACAUAUCAGAGUUUCGCGAAAGCCGGAAAUAGAGCAUAUUUCUGGGGCGAGAUUAUUCCUGGCGAAUCAAGUUAUACUUCUCCAACUGAAAUGGUGAAUAACAUGUCCAAUUUUCCUAGUCCCGUUACAGUUUUCAACAAGCGACAAUUCAUGCAUGCAUCCAUAAGUGUAAAGGAUAAAUAAGCAUUAACAUGAGA